This is a messenger RNA of Phalaenopsis equestris, 1923 nucleotides long. Its product is annotated as asparagine--tRNA ligase, cytoplasmic 2-like. The coding region runs from base 861 to 1463 and encodes 200 amino acids. Gene Ontology annotation, biological process: asparaginyl-tRNA aminoacylation. The record is from RefSeq and is a predicted model, not a curated record. Gene Ontology annotation, cellular component: mitochondrion. The transcript is spliced from 4 exons. Gene Ontology annotation, molecular function: ATP binding; asparagine-tRNA ligase activity. NCBI's taxonomy places the organism in Eukaryota, Viridiplantae, Streptophyta, Magnoliopsida, Asparagales, Orchidaceae.
AAGUUCCUCUUUCCUUCUAUCACCGAUUCAACGUUGCCAUAUCCCUUCCUUCCCUCCUUCAGCAGCCAGCAUUCAUCGCCAAGAGAGAAUUGAAUCGCUUCGCUUCCCGCUCAGAAUAUAUUUUUAAAAGCAAAGCAUUACUCUCCUCUCCGUAUGUCUCCAAAGCACCCAUUUCCCUUGUUAAAUUUCUUACCCUCCCACCAUCUUCUUUUCCAUGCUCCCAUACCCUAUUCCCAUCAAUGGCAUCCGAACGUAUCCAAUCCGCCACCAAUGAAUCCAUUCCACCGCCGUCACCGCAGCCGCCGUCUGUUGAACGGUUCAAAUACUCCACUAGGAUUUUGCUCCGAUCGAUUUUGGGUCGGGACGAUGGAGGCAAAGGGUUGGCCGGGCAGAGAGUUCAGGUUGGGGGAUGGGUGAAAUCUGGCGUGGAUAAACAGAAGCCGAGUGUUCCAUCGUCGACGUCGCCUGUGGCUGCGGCCCCUUCAGUCGUGAAGGACGUGGCUUGCUCCGAAGUUCUGGUUUCCUGGCUCCCCAUUCUCCGAUCGAUUGCGAGGAUUCUCACUGGCGGAGGAUACAGCGCGCAUUUUCUCAGGAAGCUGGACUGUCCAGGGAAGCCUGUGCCAACCGUUGGCUACUUGAGGAUCAGUGAUGGGUCUUGCCCUGCUAGUCUCGAGGUAGUGGUUGAUUCCUCUGUACAUCCUCUAUCCGAAAUAUUGCCUGUUGGCAUCUCAAUUCUAGUAGGAGUGCUAGCCAGAUCGAAGUUGCCAGGAAAGUAUGCAGUGGAACUUGAAGUGGACAAAGUUUUAUAUGUUGGUGGUGUUGGUUUUGACUAGUAUCCCUUGUCAAAAGGACGGUUGUCAAUGGCAAUCUUAAGGGCUCAUCCACACCUUCGUCCAAGAACAUCUAUGGUAGCCUCAAUUGCACGAAUUCGCAACUCCCUAUUGCAUUCUACUCAUCAAUUCUUCCAGAGCAAUGGCUUCCUUAACGUGCAGAUGCCCAUCAUUACUGCUACUAAUUCAAAGAACCAUAGCGUGUUGCUUGAGGUUGCAAAUCUCUCAAACCCAAUUAGUGCUCAAGAGGCCAAAAACCUAGAAACAAUCAAAGCUGCUAUUAAGGAAAAAGGCAAGAGAAUUGAGGAGCUGAAGAGAAGUAAUAGCAACAGAGAGGCCCUUCUUAUUGCAUUGCAAAACCUUCAGAAGGCUAAUGAACUAGCUAAUCAGUUGGAACAUAGACUGACUUCAACCUCUGCGAAGAUCAAAAAGGAAGAUUUUUCCGAAAAUUUCUUUGGUCGUCAGGUGUAUCUGUCAUCUUCUUCUCAGCUUCACUUAGAAAGCUAUGCCUGCUCCCUUAGCUGUGUCUAUUCCUUGGGACCAACAUUUCAAGCUGAGGAUGCGCCGCCCGAGAAGAGUUUGGCUGAAUCGUGGAAGGUUGAAGUUGAACUUGCCUUUGCAGAGCUAGAGUAAUAAUUACAGGAUGCUAUGAACUGUGCAGAGGAUUUUUUGAGGUACCUUUGUCAUUCCAUCAUUGAGCAUUGCCCACAUGACAUACAACUCAUGUACCAGCGAGUCGACGACAAGUGUAUUGACCGCGUUAAAUCUAUGGGAUCGAGCUCUUUUGCCAGACUUAGUUACACACAAGCUGUGGAAAUUUUAAAUAAGGUAGUUUUGCAAUUUUCGUUUCUCAAUUGGCUUCUUUGAUCAUAAUUUGAUCAUUAAAGCCGAUGAACUCUGCUUUUUUCACAUGGAAACUAAAAAGAGGGUUGAAGAGAAAGUUGAGCGGGGCAUAAAUCUAUCAACAGAACAUGAAAACAACUUUCUGUGCUAUGUUUGUGCUUUAUUUCUUAGAAUGUUAUUCCAAACCUUAUGCAAUAUUGACAGAAUUCUGGCUGAUGAGAUUUAUAGUCUGCCAGUCAUCAUAUAUGAC